Poeciliopsis prolifica (blackstripe livebearer) is the source of this 3186-nucleotide messenger RNA. RefSeq names its product arginyl-tRNA--protein transferase 1. The record is from RefSeq and is a predicted model, not a curated record. The transcript has 12 exons. Gene Ontology annotation, biological process: protein arginylation. Lineage: Eukaryota; Metazoa; Chordata; Actinopteri; Cyprinodontiformes; Poeciliidae. Gene Ontology annotation, cellular component: cytoplasm. Gene Ontology annotation, molecular function: arginyl-tRNA--protein transferase activity. The coding region runs from base 41 to 1549 and encodes 502 amino acids.
CCUACCAAACUCAGCUGUCAGCUGUGUCUGCAUCGUAAAGAUGGCAGGAAACAACUCUUACACUAUAGUAGAAUAUUUUGGAGGGGAUGAUGGCUACCGCUGCGGUUACUGCAAAAAUGAUAAGGGAAACUUCUCUCACGGAAUGUGGUCCCAUUCUAUGACUGUACAAGACUACCAAGAUUUAAUCGAUCGGGGAUGGAGAAGAAGUGGAAAAUAUGUUUACAAGCCCAUAAUGAAGAAGACAUGCUGUCCUCAGUAUACAAUCAGGUGUCAUGCACUGAAUUUCCAGCCUUCUAAAUCUCAUAAGAAAAUCUUGAAGAAAAUGAGCAAAUAUAUUUCUAAAGGAGAACUGCCAACAGCACAGGAGGAUGGGGAGCAAAUGGAUUCUGUCUGUGAAGAAACUGGUCCACGGGAACCUGCUAAAGUCUGCCAGUCAGAUUUAAAAGUUGCUGCUAACGCAGAUAUUAAAGAUGAAGUACCAGACUGUUCCGCUGCUGUAGAAGUCCAGAAAAAUUUGGUGGAUUCUACAGCUGCAAGUUCAGAAAAUUCCCAGAAUGAUUCAGCUUUUGUCUCAGAAGGGGGCUCCGAUGCUAAAGCUCCUAAGCCAGGGUUGGGAGCAGAUCCUAGCCGUCCGCCUUGCAGAAAGGCCAAAGAUUUAAGAAAAGAACGUCGUCUUCAGAAAGACCAGAAAAGACAACAUGGUGCUGGAGUCUCGCCAGCAAAGCCUGCCAAUGCUAACCAAUCCAAAACACUGGAGGAUUUCAUCAGCGAGUCUUUAGAGGACAGCUCCUCUGAUCGCCUUGAGGUGAGGCUAGUGCCGGUGAACUUUGAGGACCCCCAGUUCUCUGCAUCGUAUCAACAAUCGGCGGCACUGUACGCCCGCUACCAGAUGGCCAUUCAUGGUGAUGACCCAAGUGAAUGUAGAGAGAGUGAGUUCCGGAGAUUUCUUUGUGAUUCACCACUAGAGGCAGAACGUUCUCCAGAUGGACCGGAGAUGGGAUACGGCUCCUUCCACCAACAGUACUGGCUGGAUGGACGCAUCGUAGCUGUGGGAGUGAUUGACAUCUUGCCGACAUGUGUGUCGUCUGUCUACCUCUACUACCACCCAGACUUUACAUCGCUGUCUUUAGGGUCCUACUCUGCUCUCAGGGAGAUUGCUUUCACAAGGAAACUGCAGAAACAGUCCACCAAGCUGUGCUACUACUAUCUGGGCUUCUACGUUCACUCCUGUCCCAAGAUGCGCUACAAGGGGCAGUAUCGGCCCGCUGACCUCCUCUGCCCAGAAUCCUACACUUGGGUUUCUGUGGAGCAAUGCAUACCGCUGCUCAACAACUCCCGCUAUGCUCGUUUAAAUCAGGACCCUGAUGCAGGAGACUCUCAGGCGGUGAAGGAUGUGGGCAGAGCGUUGGUGCUGCACAAGCGGACCGUCAUGCCCUACAUAGUGUACAGCUGCAAAUUUAAGGGCCGCAGCGACACAGCCGAGGUGCAGGAGUACGCCAGCUUGGUCGGUCAGGACUGCGCGGAAAAGAUCUUACUCUACCGCUCCUGAACAAGGAGCAUUGUCCCACUGCCACCUCUCCCUGGAGAAUCAUUUGUUUUCUUUGUCUCUAAAAGAGCUCCCUGCUGCAGCCUCACUAUGCUUUCUUCAACACAAUCUACUGUGGGCAGGUACCUAAUCAUACAUACAUCCCAAACAAUAAGACUAUCAAUGCAAAGCUCAUUUAAAUCAGAAAGUAGUAUUUUGCUGACAGUAACAAUUUGAUGAUUAUGGCUUACAGCUAAAAACAACUUUUUUAGGACCAUUUUAUUAUACAUAAGACAAAAACAUAUUAGUACAGAUGAUUCUAUUUCUAUAUUCUUUUUUUUUUUUGUUAUUCAUAUGUACAAAUGCAUCACUUUAUCUUUUAUUCACUUGAUAGAAAAAAAUUCACCCAACAAUAUUAAAAACUCAAAGAUGGAUUCAUGCAUUUUCAAGAAAGCCUAAAGGGUCAUUUUGUUUGCCUUUUUUUGGACCCUAGCCAAGUUUAAUAUCAGUGUUUUAACCUGCACCUCUGGUGUUUGAACUGAGCAUGAAUGAAGACAAGAAAACAAACCACUGAAACAAUUAUUUUUAAACAAAACAAAGGUAUAAAAGUUUACAAACUGUGUCAAAGCAUUGUAGAUUUUGAAACAACUCAUCUGAGCUAAUCCAGAUGGCAACAAAAGCAGGGAAUAGCCCUUUAUCAAGUGUGUUGUUUCAGGAUUUGUAAAUAUACAGAUAAAAGAAAACAGAGACUAAAGAAAAUUCUUGAAAAUUUUCAAUUUUGCAUUUUUUUUGUGCUUAAAUUUUGAGAAUGCAAAAGAAACUUGCACGAAAAUUUCAGGCUAGAAAAGUGUUUUAGUAAAAAAAAAAAAAAAAAAGGAAUACUAAAUCCAAGAAUGUUGACCUACUUAAAAUUAAAUCUACGUAUUUUACAAUAUGCAAGCUUAUUAAUUGAUCAAGGUUCCUCUUUCAUAAACUGCAUCAAGGCAUAGGUUGCUUUUUUUCACCACACUUCAUCCUUCCACUCAACUUUCCAUCAUUAUACUGGGUAACAGGAUUCCGAACAUCCAGCUUCUGUUACAAUGACUUUUUGUCUUAUAAAGGAUGUCGUUGAGCCCUGUUUUUUAUGCUGUCGUACUCAAGUGAGGGUGAAAUUUUUCUGAGGUUUUAGUGGUUUUCAUUAGCUGUAGGCCAUAGUCAUCCAAAUGAAUUAAAUUACUGAAUUAAAUGACAUUUUCAGUGAUGAUGGAAUUUAUUGAGAUGUUUUUCUCACUUGCUACAAGAGCGGUCGACGGAAUGUUUUUUUUGUUUGUUUGUUUUUUGUUUUGAGAUAAUAAUCAGCUUGAAUUUUUCUCUUUUAAACCAUCCUUAAAUUUUAUGUUGAAAUGUUUAUGUUUGAAACCAGCAUUGGGUUAGAAACCUGACUCCAGUUUGACUUCACUGCUUCCUUAACGACAUGUUUUGUAUUGAAAGUCAACUGUUUGUCUUCUUUGUUUCACUUUCAUUCAGAAAAGAAACAUUUAUUGUCUCAUAUUAAACUACAGUAAUUUAAUGACUUUUAUGUACGAGGUUACUUUAAACUAUGUUUCUGUUUUAAGUGUAAUUUUCUUUAUAUAGUCUCUCUGUUCUUUUGUUUGUUUAAACCAAAUAAACAGUUUGCAUAC